CCGAGCUCAUAAAGCGCCGCCGCCGCCCGCACGGGGCGAGCCGGGACGAGCGGGGCUGAACGGGACCGAGCCGCGCCGCGCCGCGCCGCGCCGAACCGAGUGGGAUCGAACCACGCCGCACCGAACCGAGCCGAGCCGAGCCGAGCGGGACCGAAUCGAGCCGCACUGAACCGAGCCGAGCUAAGCUGAACCGGGCGGGACCGAACCGAGCGGAACCGAACUGGACCUUUCCGAGCGGGGCCAGGCUGAGCCGAGUCGCUCCGAGCCGGGAGGAGCCGCGCUGAGUUGAACGGAGCCGGAGCCGGAGCCAGAACCGGAGCCGGAGCUGGGCUGAACCGAACCGGGCGGGGCCGAGCCGAACCGGGAGGAGCCGAACCAGACCGAUCGGAUUUGAGUGGAGCCGGUGCCGGUGCCAUGCGCCCCUCCGCGCUGCUGCUGGUCCUGUGCGCCCUGUGCGCCCUUGCGGGGCGGCCACACGCCUCCUUCGAGGUGUCCAUCGAGCCGGCGGCGCCGGUGGUGGAGUACGGUGGCUCCAUCCGCCUCACCUGCAAGACCACGUGCCCGGACUCCAACACCGUGGGUGACCUGGAGACCUCCAUCCGCAAGCACAACGUCCAGUUCGGCCCCGGCCAGACCUCGGUGGAGCUCAGCAACGUCACCGAGUGGCACUCCAGAGUCCUCUGCUUCUACAAGUGUGCCAGCGUGCGGAAGACCGUGUCGGUCGAACUCGUCGCCUACCGCGCCCCGGAGCAGCCGCAGCUGGAGCUGGAGCAGUGGCUGGAGGAGGGCAAGAGCCACAACGUGACGUGCAGCGUACCCUCGGUGGCUCCGGUCAGGAACCUCACCGUCACCCUGGGCCAGGGCGCCGAGACACUACACACCCAGACCUUUGAGCAUGACACCCGCCCCAGCCCCCAGCAGGUGCUGGUGACCCACAAGAUCACGGCACAGCGCUGGCACCAUGGGCAGAACAUCACCUGCCGGGCGCAGCUCAACCUGGAGCCCCACAAGCUCCACAUGAGCAGCACUGCUGUCCCCGUGCCACUGUCCGUCUACGAUUUCCCGGCAGACCCUGAGCUGGAACCCGAAAUCCACCUGGAAGUCAACGAGACGGCCAACGUCACCUGCACCAUCCGCUCCUUCUUCCCGGAGGUGCACUUCGCGCUUUCCCUGGACGGACGGCCGCUGCCAGCCUCCGUCUCGGAGGACGGGCACCGCGCCGUGGCCGAGCUCACCGUGCCACGGCAGGGAGCCUCCAAGCUGCUCUGCACCGGGCACGUGGGGCCCAAGGAGCGCAAGGCACAGGCCACGGUCCACGUCCACAGUUUCCCGGCCCCGCAGCUGGACGUGAACAUGACCAGCGUGUCGGCGGGCGAGGAGGUGGUGGUGCAGUGCGAGCUGCCCACUGGGCACUCGCCCCAGCUGCGACUGCGGCUGCAGCCCGGCGCCGGCCACCCGCUGACACACUGGAGCCCCUCGCCGCUGCGCUGGGUGCGGACGGCCCGCGAGGAGGACGACGGGCUGGAGCUCACCUGCGAGGCCGUACUGCCCGGCACCGGCAAGGCCCCCAAGGCCAGCAAGUCUGUCCGGCUCGCCGUGGCCUACGGGCCGCGCAUGGACGAGGCGGGCUGCCCCCCACGGCAGAGCUGGACCGAGGGGCAGGAGGCGGCGCUGCGCUGCUCGGCCCGCGGCAACCCGCCGCCCCGCGUGGAGUGCGCCCGGCAGGGGCGGCCCUUCCCCGUGGGGGAGCCGCAGCCGGCGGCGCGAUCCCACGCCGGCACCUACCGCUGCUGGGCUACCAACAGGCUGGGCGACGUCGAGCGCGUGGUGGAGGUGCUGGUGGAGUGUGAGUGCUGCCGGAGCCCAGUGGGAUGCUCCAGAGCGGGAUGCGCCGGGGCAGGAUGCCCCAAGAUACCACGACCCCCCCGUGCUGCUGGCUGUACUGCUGACCCUGGCCGCGCUGGCCGCCGUGGGCCUCGCCGGGGCCAGCUACGGCAUCUACUACCGCAAGAAGAAGAUCCGGCAGUACAAGCUGCAGGAGAAGCAGCGGCAGCUGGAGAUGCAGCCCAUGGCCGGGCGCCCGCCGGCGGCGAAGGCAGCCGCUUCCAACGGGUCGGCGCUGGCGGCCCAGCCCUAGCGGAACGGAGCCGCCGGAGGGGCCGGUGCCCCCUCUGCGGUGACAGGGUGACAUUCGGACGAGGCUCCGGCGCGCGCCAGGGACAUCCCGCGGGACUGGCGUUCCCGCAGCCGCCCCGGGCGAGACUGGAAGCAAACACUACAGACGGCCGGUGCCGGCGGGGCCGGGGACGUGGCCGGCAGCGGCGGGUGAUGGCCGGGCGCUGGCGUCGCCCCGCGUCGGGGCCCCGCUGGGGGACCGGCCCUGCUCCCGCUCCCGGUGUCACUUCCCGCCCUGGCGCGGCGAUGCCCCGGCGUGGCUGUGCGGCCCUGCCCCUCACCGCGAUGCUCCUGGCCUUGUUCGGCCGCACGGCGCCAGGAGCCGCCGGCAGCUCCUUCACGGUGGCAGUGGCGGGGCCGUCGGCAGUGCCCUACGGCGAGGACGCCCUGAUCAACUGCUCCACCACGUGCCCGCCUGCGGCAGCGGAUGGCGGCCUGGAGACCUCGCUGGCCAAGGGCCACCAGCGCCAGGGCCCCGGCUGGCUGGCGGUGCAGCUGCACAACAUCACCGAGCCCCACGUCCAGCUCCUCUGCUACUUCACCUGCUUUGGCCAGAGGAAGACGGCCGCCCUCGCCCUGGCAGCGUACCGCUUCCCGGACCCGCGGCUGGCCGUCCUCGAGCCCAACGCCUCCCUGCAUGAGUCGGUGGCCGUCGAGUGCUCCGCGGCGCCCAGCCAGCCCCCGGGGCUGCAGCUGUGGCUCCGCAGCAGCCGCGGGGUGCAGGAGUCCGGGACGGAGGGACGCGUCCGCCUGGAGCUGAUGGCUCGCGAGGAAGACGACGGGCUGGAGUUCGUCUGCGAAGCCGAGUUGGCCGUGGGCAACCAGACGCUGCGGAAGAGCUCGGCCCCGGCCACGCUCAGCAUCUCCUACGGGCCGCGCAUGGACGAGGCGGGCUGCCCCCCACGGCAGAGCUGGACCGAGGGGCAGGAGGCGGUGCUGUGCUGCUCGGCCCGCGGCAACCCGCCGCCCCGCGUGGAGUGCGCCCGGCAGGGGCGGCCCUUCCCCGUGGGGGAGCCACAGCCGGCGGCGCGAUCCCACGCCGGCACCUACCGCUGCUGGGCUACCAACAGGCUGGGCGACGUCGAGCGCGUGGUGGAGGUGCUGGUGGAGUACCACGACCCCCCCGUGCUGCUGGCUGUACUGCUGACCCUGGCCGCGCUGGCCGCCGUGGGCCUCGCCGGGGCCAGCUAUGGCAUCUACUACCGCAAGAAGAAGAUCCGGCAGUACAAGCUGCAGGAGAAGCAGCGACAGCUGGAGAUGCAGCCCAUGGCCGGGCGCUCGCCGGAGGUGAAGGCAGCCGCUCCCAACGGAUUGGCACCGGCGGCCCAGCCCUAGCAGGGGGCAGCGUUACCUGGGCCGCCCCCCAGCAGUGCCCCACAGGGGUGGGAAAGGACUCGGGAUGGGAAGGGCCUGAGGGGCCCCGGCUACAGCCCUGCUCCCCGUGGGACCACGUGGAGCAAAGCACCAGGGCGACGGAGGCCUCCCGCGCGUGGGAUGCCAUCCCGGCAUCGCUCCGGCCGGCGCCUCCCGCUCCAGCAGCCGGAGGGGAUCAGACGAUACCGGGACAGUGCCGAGCCGCACGCAGCCAGCAACAAAGCGC
Molecule: messenger RNA, 3775 nt
Organism: Rhea pennata
Lineage: Eukaryota; Metazoa; Chordata; Aves; Rheiformes; Rheidae
Product: intercellular adhesion molecule 5-like
Exons: 13
Coding region: 415-3510 (1031 amino acids)
Biological process (GO): cell-cell adhesion
Cellular component (GO): plasma membrane
Molecular function (GO): integrin binding
Source: RefSeq, a predicted model, not a curated record